Molecule: messenger RNA, 4331 nt
Organism: Tachysurus fulvidraco (yellow catfish)
Lineage: Eukaryota; Metazoa; Chordata; Actinopteri; Siluriformes; Bagridae
Gene: snx19b
Product: sorting nexin 19b
Exons: 12
Coding region: 161-3067 (968 amino acids)
Cellular component (GO): early endosome membrane; intracellular membrane-bounded organelle
Molecular function (GO): phosphatidylinositol binding
Source: RefSeq, a predicted model, not a curated record
UUUAAAACGAUUCAGAAAUACGAAUCAGAACGAGUGAGUCACUCAUCACUACCGAAUCAAAAUAUUGACAUCGGCAGUGAUGUAGCAUGAUCGUAAAACAUCAAUUUAAUCUCCUAAAUUGUUGCGCCUGGAUUUAUCCAGCCAGGAGUCUGCUAUUGCUAUGGAUCAGCCUGAGCACCUCAGUCCAUCUAUGAUGGCUGUGUCUGAAUUCAUGGUGCAAAGAAAACUUCUCGGAUUUGGCAUAUUCAUGGCUUGGGUUGUCCUUUUCCAUUUACUGAUCAAUGUUUGGCUCCUCUGUGUGCUCACCAGCCUGUUAGUAGUUAUAGGUGGGUGGCUUGGCUCCCAGGCUCUCCUCGAGUCUGAAAGUGUCAUCCACCUUGAGCGUUUCAUCAAACUGGAUGAAAUGCCGGCUUCAGAAGACAGCGAGAUGCAUCUAGAUGACGAGAUCCAGAACAUGGUUUGUAAGAUCAUCCGGGACUUUGUCUCUUCAUGGUAUAACACCAUUUCUACAGAGCGUGAGUUUGAGAAUGAGAUCCACAAUGCUAUGAUCUCGAUGGCAAUGGAGCUUAAGCUUCGGGCAAAGAAAGUGGACCGAAAGGCUUUAACGCUGAAGAUAUUGGACCUUUGUGGAUGCCAUCUUCAGUGCUACACAAAAGCUAAGGAAAUCAUGGAUGGAAAAGCAGACCAGGACCAAAGUGUGAGUGCUAAUGAGAGUCUAUGGCAGGCAUAUAGCAUGUCUUGUGUGCCUCACCCAGCUCUUCAAAGUUCUGCCAUAGAAGUGAAUUAUGCACGUGCAAUUGUGGAUUCACUUUUACAUGUUCUUGUUCCUCCACCACAUCUUGAAACCAGAACAGGGAGAUUUGUAGUCUGUGAACUUAUAACAUGCAAUGUUCUUUUACCUUUAAUUGCAAAACUGUCUGAUCCAGACUGGUUAAACAUGUUGAUUGUGAAUGUGUUUACGAGGUCCAAACCAAUCGAGCCAGAGAAAACGACAUCUCCUCCAACAACGCUUUUAAAUGAAGUGAAUUCACAGGAUGUUGAGGUUCCAUCUUCCUUAACGUUGAAGGUCAAGUCUGACUCUCCCAGUACGACCAAUGCACCAACACCUGAAUUAACAAAUCUGGAUGUUCUUGACUCUGCAGAUCUCGACUGUUUACAGAACAAAGAAGAUGAAGGACCAAUACAGUUGUUUUCUUCAGAGCACCCAGGUUUCAUUUCAAAGGAUUAUAUGCAACUUGGGAAAUCUAAUCCCUUUUAUCAAGAAACAGACUCCGAUUUGGAGUCUCCUCUAAAUGACUUCAAAAGGAGUUCCCUGGAAUCGCUGGUCCUGAUAGGCACAGAAGAAGAAACAUCAGAGUCAGUUACAGAAUAUCCCACUCUUGCAGAUGGAAUAAUGUACCCCAAGGAUGAGUUCCAAUUCUGUUCUAAUGCACCAAAGGUUGUGGUCUCAGAGAUCCAAGAACAAUCCUCUGAUACCGUUGAUGGGAUAGAUGAACUGUCUUCAAGCUUUUGUGCUGUUCAAGAACUUGAGAUGGGUAACAUGAAAGCAGAAAUUCCUGGCAUGGAGAAAUCAGGGGUGAUGAACAUCACCGGGCUGACUCUGUCAGAACCUCUACAAGCCUCCUCACCUUCAGCCAGAACCAUGCCACUCACUCCAUUCACAUUUGAACCCCUCAGUAGUCCUGAAGGCCCUGUCAUUAUUCAGAACCUUCGUAUCACCGGCACCAUCACAGCUAAGGAACACAGAGGCACAGGCUCUCAUCCAUACACACUCUACACUGUUAAGUAUGAAACAGCUGUAGACACUGAGAAUCCAGGCACGUUGCAGCCAGUGGCUUAUCACAUGGUCAAUCGACGCUAUAGUGAGUUCCUGAACCUGCAGACCCGGUUAGAGGAGAAACCCGAAUUACGCAAAAUUAUCAAACAUGUUAAAGGACCUAAAAAAAUCUUUCCUGACCUCCCUUUUGGAAACAUGGACAGUGACAGAGUGGAGGCCAGAAAAAGUUUACUGGAAACAUUCCUUAAGCAACUUUGUGCAAUACCUGAAACAGCCAACAGUGAAGAAAUGCAAGAGUUUCUUGCCCUUAACACCGACGCUAGGAUUGCUUUUGUGAAGAAGCCGUUCAUCGUCUCCCGAAUAGACAAGAUUGUGGUGAACGCCAUAGUGGAUACUCUAAAGACGGCCUUCCCUCGCUCAGAGCCACAAAGCCCUACAGAUGAAAUGGAUGCAGAGAUUGAUGGGAAAUUAUCGUCAGAUAGGAAGAGCAAGUCAAGGAUGCGAUUCGCCAGUAAAAUUGCACCUGCUCUUAAUGUGUCUGACAUGAAACCCAAAGUGCUUUACUGCUUUGAUGAGAGCAGCACUGUGUUCAAUGGCCUCACCAUGAACAGUCUAGAGAGCUUCAUCUUGGAGCGGGAGCGUUUUGUGAGUAAAGCACCACCGAGAGAUGCGGACGGAGAGCGGGAUGUCUGCCUUUCUGCCAAGGGGGAUACGGAGCCCUGCACAUGUUCAAAAAGAAAGUUAUAUAACGUCGAUCCAAAUCACAGGGAAACCGAACUUGCUGACAUGGCACUAAAUGUCUUGAGUCUCUUGAUGAAGGACCAAUGGAGCUGGAUGUGCACCGAAAAUAUCCAGAGAAGCAUCAGAUUGCUAUUUGGGACUCUCAUUGAGCGGUGGCUGGAGGUUGGAGUGGCUAAUCUGACAUGUAUGCAGUACUGGGUGACUUAUUUGCGGGUGCUGCAGCAUGCUGUGUGGCCUGGAGGAAAUCUGCCUGUUCGUCCUCGCCCUCAGCGAACCCAGCAGCAAAAAGAUGACACCAAACAGCAGUCGCUGCAGUGUUUGAUGAAUUUGCUUCCAGAUCUCGUUUCAGAUAUACUCGGCUCAGAGAAAUACAAGCAUUCAUGGCAGGUCGUUCUCGACUCUCUCCAAGAUUCUACCAUAAACAGGCACCUGGUUUACUGUGUGUGGGAUGUGCUAUUGGAGUUCCUAAUCCCAGAGCUGUCUGAUGACGACUUUCAAAAGAUGCUGCUCCAGAGCCUUUCAAAAAACGCAGAGAAACUUCCAUCAUAGGAACUCUAUGAAACUUGACGCACAUGUGUUUCAACAGCCACCUACUAAGAAUGAGCCUGGUCAGUCAUGGAAGUGAGUGAGGCAAAAUGGAAUAUAUGCAGGGCUUUGGUCUGACUCUAAUUUAGCCCUUACGUGUCUGGGUCUCGCACACAAUAUGUGCAUCUGGUCUAGCUUUGAUUACUGGCCACCUGUUUUGCAUUUUAGCCGGCCUUGACUGAUCUCCAAAACACCCCUGGACCAGAUCUGAAUUAGUGGAGAGCUCUCUUCUCAAGCUCUUAUCCACCUUCUUCCGGUUCAAACCCGGGGCAAACCUUUUACAGAUGGACUCGUAUUAAACUUCAGAACAUCGGGACAGAUUAAACUUAACUCGGCCCUCCUUUAUAGUCUAUGUUUUAAAGUCACUUUAAGUUUAUUUGUUGCUUUUUUUUUUUUUCUUCUCUUGCUCCAUGCCAUGGGCACUGCACUAUGACACAUUUGUCUCUCAUUUGCUUAAGAUUCCAACCUCCAACUUCCUGUUGAAUCUUCCUCCAAUUUAUUUAGGUUGUAGGGUUUUUCCAUGUGAGCUGGCACGAGUUUUAGCAUCGUGUUGAAACUGUACAUGCUUCAGGAAAGCUUUUACAAUUUAUUCUCGUCUGUUUACAGAGUUGGACUUGGUAAAUUACUACCUGUUUUAUGUUUGGCCUUAAAGAAAGGGUUAUUCAGAAUAUAACUCAGAAUAAUGUAGAAUGCCGAGGGGUUUUCUUUCCAUUCCAAUUUCUUAUUCUAAAUAUUGUUGGAUGUUUUAAGUCCCACAUGUUGGUACUAAUGCGCUUGCUAACUGAAGUAUUUUCCUAACUCUUGUGCACUUUGAUAAAAUCCACAAAGAAUAUUAGACCGAUGUUUAAAAAGCAAAAGAAAUGUUUUUUCUGCCUUAAUAUGUUCGUAAACCUGUUUUGUCUGUAAAGCAGUUUAAAGAGUUUGAAAGGAAUGGAUUAGAAGCCAUGGAAAAAAGUCAUUAAUUAAUUGUGUAACUUGGUAUAAUCUCUCAUGAAAUGAUUUCCUUCAUCAUGUCGUCUUCUGCAUUAUGUCCCCCUUCCCCUUCCUGCCCCAGUAUAAUGAUCCAUGUGAUUCUUGUGAAUUGUUUACUAUCAUGAUCCAGGAAAACAAUGCUACCUACUGUUAUGUGAAAUGUAUAAUGUAUGCUUUAAUUAUUGCACUACUUCUAAUUGUAUCAGUGGAGAAAUGAUGUAAGCUGUAAUUAUAAUAAACAUGCAAGAAAAACUGA